AUGAAGAAGAAGGAAAAGGUGCUGCUUAUGGGCAAAAGUGGAUCAGGAAAGACGUCCAUGCGUUCCAUCAUUUUCAGUAAUUAUAUUGCUCGAGAUACUAGACGACUCGGAGCCACAAUCGAUGUUGAACACUCCAACGUCAAGUUCUUGGGCAACUUGGUGCUUAAUUUGUGGGAUUGUGGAGGUCAAGAAGCGUUCAUGGAAAAUUAUUUUGCAUCACAAAGAGACAGAAUCUUCAAGAAUGUGGAAGUGCUUAUUUAUGUGUUUGAUGUUGAAAGCAGAGACUGGGAGAAAGACUUACACUACUAUCAAUCAUGCUUGGAAGCUAUUCUCGCCAACUCGAAAGAAGCUCGCAUUUUCUGUUUGAUACACAAGAUGGAUCUUGUCCCGGAACAUCAAAGAGAUCAGAUUUUUGAGCAGCGUGUUACAGAGCUUCAGAAACGCUCUGAACCAUUAAACAUCCAAGCCUUUCGAACAUCUAUUUGGGAUGAAACUCUGUACGCAGCCUGGUCCAAGAUUGUGCAUUGUUUGAUUCCAAACAUUCGUGUAUUGGAAUCACAUUUGGAUCAUUUCUGUCGUAUCUGCGAUGCUGAUGAAGUUGUCUUGUUUGAAAGAACCACCUUUUUGGUGAUUGCAACAGCAGCAACCAUCCCACAUCAAGAUCAUCACCGAUUUGAGAAAAUCAGUAAUAUCAUAAAACAGUUUAAUUUGGGUUGCAGUCGAUCGCAAACAAGAUUUAAAAGCAUGGAGAUUCGAGGAAGCAGCUUUACUGCCUUUAUCGAUGUCUUGACAAAUAAUACCUAUGCCAUGAUCGUCAUGUCAGAUCCCAAUAUACAAUCUGCAGCAACAUUACUCAACAUUGCAGCUGCUAAAAAACACUUUGAAAAGUUGGAAGCCUCCAGAUAA
Mucor velutinosus is the source of this 906-nucleotide messenger RNA. RefSeq names its product mitochondrial 54S ribosomal protein YmL41 (gene MRP20). Gene Ontology annotation, molecular function: GTPase activity; GTP binding. NCBI's taxonomy places the organism in Eukaryota, Fungi, Mucoromycota, Mucoromycetes, Mucorales, Mucoraceae. Bases 1 to 906 code for a protein of 301 amino acids. The transcript is spliced from 8 exons. Gene Ontology annotation, cellular component: fungal-type vacuole membrane; Gtr1-Gtr2 GTPase complex; nucleus. Gene Ontology annotation, biological process: cellular response to starvation; negative regulation of autophagy. The record is from RefSeq and is a predicted model, not a curated record.